Molecule: messenger RNA, 1374 nt
Organism: Bombina bombina (fire-bellied toad)
Lineage: Eukaryota; Metazoa; Chordata; Amphibia; Anura; Bombinatoridae
Product: protein unc-93 homolog A-like
Exons: 8
Coding region: 1-1374 (457 amino acids)
Source: RefSeq, a predicted model, not a curated record
AUGUCUCUAAAACCUAUGAAAAAUUUGCUUGUCCUUUCAUUUGGAAUCCUUUUUUUGUACACUGCUUAUACUGGACUUAAGACAUUGCAAAGCAGUCUUAAUGAUGAUGAGGGCCUUGGUGUUGCAUCAUUGAGUGUUAUGUAUGGUGCUCUAACCAUUUCAUCAAUGUUCCUGCCAGCAAUUCUUAUGAAAAAACUAGGCUGCAAAUGGACCAUUGUAGCGUCAAUGUUCUUCUACAUUUCCUUUACUCUAGGAAACUUCUAUCCAAGCUGGCCAACUCUGAUUACAACAUCCAUACUGCUUGGAAUAGGUGGAGCGCCUCUGUGGGCGGCAAAGAGUGCCUAUAUUACAUCACUUGGAAGCCAAUAUGCAGAAAUUGUUGGAAAAGCUACAAAAGAUGUUGUCAAUCAUUAUUUUGGAAUCUUCUUUUUCAUUUGUCAUACUUGUCGUAUAUGGGGGAAUCUAAUAUCAGCUUUAAUAUUUAACUUGUCACCAAAUGCAGGAGAAUCGCUGGGUGCAUUGAAUCAAACAACCUGUGGAGCAGGAUUCUGUCCAAUCCAAUCCCUCGCUGCAGAAAAUAUAACAGGGCCUAGCCUCUCAAAUACUGUGCUUUAUACUCUUCUUGGGUGUUAUACAGGUUGCGGCGUAAUUGCUGUCCUCUUAAUCGCUAUAUUUCUGGAUACAAUCAAAACAAAGGAGGAGACUGAACAGGAGAAAACGCAGACAAUAUGCUCAAUGUUUUUUGAAACCUUUAAGCACCUAAAAGAUAAACGCCAAUGUUUGCUGAUUCCUCUUACGCUGUUUAGCGGUUUAGAACAAGGUUUCAUAACAGGGGACUUUACUCGGGACUAUGUGACCUGCGCUAUUGGUAUUCGAAUGGUUGGCUUUGUGAUCAUCAGUUUUGGAGUUACUAAUGCUAUCUUUCCUGUAGUAUUUGGAAAGCUGUCCCAAUAUACUGGAAGAAUCUCUAUUGUUUUGUCAGGAGCCUUCGUGCAAAUUGCUUGUAUCAUUGCCCUUUUAUUGUGGAAGCCUCAUUCUGGACAGAUAGCUGUGUUUUUUGUCAUUUCCGGAAUAUGGGGAAUUGCAGAUGCUAUCUGGCAAACACAGAUCAGCUCUCUGUAUGGGAUUUUGUUUGAGAAAAACAAGGAGGCUGCCUUUGCAAAUGUUUGUCUUUGGGAAUCAAUUGGAUUUGUUAUUGCAUUUGGAUAUAGCACAUUUUUAUGUGUGUCUGUGAAACUUUACAUACUUUUAUCUGUGAUUGUUAUUGCCAUCAUUCUCUAUGCUGUUGUUGAAUACAUAGAGUACCAGAAACCAUCUACUGUUGUAGAGAAGGAGCCAAAUGAAAAUUCAUCCCCAAUACCAGUGGCAGCAUAG